Messenger RNA from Cryphonectria parasitica EP155, 710 nucleotides. RefSeq lists its product as uncharacterized. The transcript has 2 exons. Lineage: Eukaryota; Fungi; Ascomycota; Sordariomycetes; Diaporthales; Cryphonectriaceae. The record is from RefSeq and is a predicted model, not a curated record. Bases 159 to 320 code for a protein of 53 amino acids.
CAUACUAUAAUACACAGCCCCCACCACACACACGGGGAAAAUUGCCACAUGCUCUCGCAAGCAUGAUGACGAGAAUAUCUGCUCGUGCAACACACCAUCAUCUUCCACGCGAGGAAAGGGUUCAAAGUCACAUAUCUGACAUCAGGAUCAGGCACGCCAUGCAGUACCACCCGAAGCCCAUGCAGACGAGCCAUCGACUUACAGUAUGGCUGCAUUCAGUGUCCACCACGCCCGGGAAGAGCCUGGGACACACAUACUCCCCUUCGGGCUCCGCGCACGCGUCCCCCAGGCUGUUCCAUGCCCCGUCAUCCCCUACCUAAAUGUUCAUAAACAAAAGAAAAAAGGGGAAGACCAACAAAAAAGCAAACACAAAAAAAAACAAGAAAAGAGUGAGAGCGAGAGAAAGGCUCGCUUGAAUACCACAGGAGAAAGGCGCCGAGCAGUCGAUCGGACAAUGCUCCUGAUCGAAUCAUCACUACAUCUAUACUACGUUAUCGGCCUUGGUUCUCAGUAUGAUUUGCGCGGCAUUUGGUAAUACUGCCUGGCUGAGGGGAGACUGUGCCGUCGGGUCACCCUGUCCCGCAAGGGGGGGAAGGAUCCAGGUGAUCAGUUUUGGGGGACUUUGUUUGCAAAGGCACCAGUGGGUGGAUGCGCCAAAGUAACGGCCCUUGGCUCCAUGGACCCGUAACGCAAUAUACGAUUUGUGUCAG